Fusarium coffeatum is the source of this 1572-nucleotide messenger RNA. RefSeq lists its product as uncharacterized. Gene Ontology annotation, molecular function: protein serine/threonine phosphatase inhibitor activity. The transcript has 3 exons. The record is from RefSeq and is a predicted model, not a curated record. NCBI's taxonomy places the organism in Eukaryota, Fungi, Ascomycota, Sordariomycetes, Hypocreales, Nectriaceae. The coding region runs from base 1 to 1572 and encodes 523 amino acids. Gene Ontology annotation, biological process: cellular response to glucose starvation; regulation of mitotic metaphase/anaphase transition.
AUGGACCCCUCACCAAGCUCCUCCCGCGAGCUCAAGGACACCCGCGCGACCAGCUCGACCAGCCUGAACAGCGCUGCCUCGGGCUCUUCGUCAAAUCAUAAACCGCCUACUCUUUCUCAACGAUCGCCCUCAGUUUCCAUAUCCGCCGGCUCUGGGCCAAGCUCUAUUUCCGCCCAUCGCUCUAGUUUCGCCGAGAACCUGCGAAAUGCACCGUCCUCACCACGCUCGCAGCGACAUCCUUCGUUCACGCAAGCCGCUCUCCAGGAGCUUUUGAGUCAUCCUCCAGCCGGAAACAAGCACGCCAAUCCCAAAUUUGCUGGCCGCGAUUGGCGCGACGUAGCUAUCGGAGAGCUGGUAUCUCCCGACGAUAUAAAGUGGGUGGAGUUUGACACUAGCGUCGAGGAAGCUACCAAGACUCUUUUGAAAAGCCCUACCAACGUUGUUCUGGUCCGCGAGGAUGCUUCCACUCAUACUGCCGUCUCCACGUUCGAUUACACCGACUUGAACGUAUAUCUGCUUGUUGUUGUUGGUCUGGUCAAGCCUGAGGAGGACCAAAUUACUCUGUUCAAUACGAUCAUGGGUAAAGCACAGGAAGGCGGCCAGAUCCCUCUACGAGACGUCUUUCCAUUAUUCCAUAAGGAAUCACUUAUUACGUUGCCUGGCGAAGAGAAACUCUCUCAAGCUAUUCAGAUUCUCGGUAGUGGUAUCCAUCGUCUCCUGGUGACUGCCAUUAGUGGCGAAGUUGUUGGUAUUGCAAGUCAACUUCGAAUUGUCGAAUUCUUUUGGAAUGAGGGCGUCAAUUUCCCCUCGAUCGAUCGACUGUACCCUGCCUUGCUCCGCGACUUAGGUGUUGGUACCAAGGACAUUGUCUCUGUCAACUCUGAUGCAGCUUUAUCCGAGGCCCUUACGCUUAUGCACGACGAAGGCCUUACAAGUGUAGCUGUCGUUGACAACGGCCUGAACGUCGUGGGCAAUAUUUCCACCAAGGAUGUUCGUCACUUGACGAAGAGCUCCAAUGCUCACCUACUCAACUCAUCAUGCAUGAAUUUUAUUUCGGUGAUUCUUAACGAGCGAGGAGUCGAACAUGGGCGCGACGCCUUCCCCGUAUUCUAUGUUAACCCCUACUCAACCCUGGCCCAUACUGUCGCUAAACUUGUUGCUACUCGGUCGCACAGAAUGUGGGUUGUCGAGUCGGCAUCACCCUCACCUUCGGCUCCUGCUACGCCUUUGAUGGGACCUCAAUCUUUCACAACCCCAGCGCACCCACCUCCAGCUAUGCCUGCAUCAACAUCUGCACACGCUGCACCUCCAUCACCUGUGCCCACGGCUGCUGUACCUGCGUCGCCGGUUCCCACAGCCGCCGUGCCAGCAUCUGCAAUGGCUGGUGCUCGUUUGUCGGGCAGGCUUACUGGUGUCAUUUCUUUGACUGACGUUCUGAAUAUGUUUGCAAAAUCGACGGGCUUGAACCCUUCCGAUCCCAAUGAAGAGCGAGCACGACGAAGGCGAAGCUCAAGCAGCUCAGUGCGGCCCAGCAUGGACUCACACCGACCAAGCAUUGAUUUCCGACGAUGA